AUGCCAGGAAGACCAAAAAGGAGAAGAAAUUUGGAAGCUUGGGAACAAAAGAAGGAUGAUUCACAAAUGAACAAGGCAGGAGCUCCAAAGAGAUGCAGUAGAUGCUUAAGUUGGUUGGGGAUGCUUCCGGGAACAUGGGCUUAUGUUAGUGCAGGUGCUUUUAGAAGAACAAUAAUUGAACCACCAUCACCAACCUCAAGAUUUCUGGUCAGUCUACACUGUAAGCGCUGCUGCCAGAAAGCUGCUUACAGUGUAGGCGCUGCUGCUAGAAAGCUGUUGAUGCACCUCCAUGAGUAG
Molecule: messenger RNA, 297 nt
Organism: Sphenostylis stenocarpa
Lineage: Eukaryota; Viridiplantae; Streptophyta; Magnoliopsida; Fabales; Fabaceae
Source: the annotation of a GenBank genome assembly